AUGGAUAGUGGCAGAUGGGCUGCAAUGGUCGGGGACGGCGCAGCCAAUAUGACAGCUGCCCAUAUCUGGCUGAGUGUCUUCAACUCCUCCAGCCCGCCGAGCCGCUGGAGCGGCCGUCCGCCCUCCGAGGGGACCGCGCUGGACGACCGGGACCGGCUGAUCCGGGAGCAAGCCUACCGCGACUUCACCACCGCCGUCCAGGUUCUCAUCCUCAUAGGGUCACUACUUGGGAACGCCAGCGUGUUGUGGUGCACCUGUUCCACAAACGUCUUCAAAUCGGUGACCAAUCGCUUCAUCAAAAACCUCGCUUGCACGGGUAUCUGUGCCGGAUUGGUGUGUGUUCCCUUCGACGUGGCGCUGGGCUCCAGCCCUCACUGCUGCUGGUGGCUUCACACGCUGCUGCUCUGCAAGGCCGUCAAGUUCCUCCACAAACUCUUCUGCUCGGUCACCGUGCUCAAUUUCAGCGUCAUUGCACUUGACAGAUACUAUUCGGUGCUAUACCCACUCGAGAGGAAGAUUUCAGAUGCCAGGUCUAGGGAUCUGGUCAUCUACAUUUGGGUCCACGGGGUGGUGGUGAGCCUUCCUGUCUUUGCCGUGACCAACGUCACCGAUGUGUACGUGACGUCAUCCUGCUCGGAAGAUCACGCCCAGUCCCUGGGGCACACGCUUUACGUGUCCAUCUACAACAUUACCACAGUUAUCCUCCCUCUGGCGUUGGUCUUCUUCUUCAUGCUGCUAAUCCGCAGAGCGCUCAGUGCCAGCCAGAAGAAGAAGGUGAUCAUCGCGGCCUUGCGGACGCCACAGAACAGCAUCUCCAUCCCGUAUGUAUCUCGACGGGAGGCAGAGUUGCACGCCAGUCUCCUGGCCAUCGUGCUGGCUUUUUCUGCCUGCAGCGCCCCCUAUGGUGCUUUGGUGAUCUAUCGGACCCUUUUGGUGGAGCCCAAAGACCUGCCAGCAUCUCUGUACCUCACAGCUUUAUGGCUCCCUAAGGUGUCCCUGCUCACUAACCCACUUUUAUUCUUGACUGUUAAUCACUCGGUACGCCACAUUUGCCUGGAACUGCUGUCCAGAAUCCAUCGACGCUACAGCCGACGUAACAUGGUCAGCACGGGGGCUCUGGCCUCCCUGGGCGGGGAGGUUGUGAUAGGAGAACCAAUGGGACUGGAGACAGCAGGUCGCUCCGGAAGCCAACUUCUGGAGAUGUUCAACAUCGGCCAGCAGCACAUUUUUCAACCCUCUGAGGAGGAAGAGGACAUUGUAACAAAUGAGAUCCCACCUCACAGUUCAGAGGGGCUAAAAGAGGACCACAAGAACAGUUCAGGGUCAAGAGGCCUCCGGGCACAUGUCAUCACCCAAAACGAUCUGUUGCAGGGACAUGGUGGCGGUCUCAUAAAGGAAGGCACGCCUACGAUGACGGCACUGCACUCAUCUCCGGUCCACACGUGUGCUUACACCUCAUCGUCGCAGGUGGCCCCAGCUACCCUUACAGAAACAGAAGAUCCCACGCAGUUUGGGUUCGGACCCUUUGAACUGCCUCCUCAGUGGUUACCAGAGACAAGGAACAGCAAGAAGAGGCUGCUGCCGCCAUUGGGCAACACACCUGAGGAGCUGAUCCAGACCAAACUGCCCAAGCCACGGCCUGAACGGCGAAUAAGCAGGAACAACAAGGUCAGCACCAUCUCUGCUGUGGACCCAUGA
Molecule: messenger RNA, 1698 nt
Organism: Syngnathoides biaculeatus (alligator pipefish)
Lineage: Eukaryota; Metazoa; Chordata; Actinopteri; Syngnathiformes; Syngnathidae
Gene: gpr176
Product: G protein-coupled receptor 176
Exons: 3
Coding region: 1-1698 (565 amino acids)
Biological process (GO): G protein-coupled receptor signaling pathway
Cellular component (GO): plasma membrane
Molecular function (GO): G protein-coupled receptor activity
Source: RefSeq, a predicted model, not a curated record